Messenger RNA from Eucalyptus grandis, 2101 nucleotides. RefSeq names its product MLO-like protein 2. Gene Ontology annotation, biological process: defense response. The transcript has 15 exons. Gene Ontology annotation, cellular component: membrane. The record is from RefSeq and is a predicted model, not a curated record. NCBI's taxonomy places the organism in Eukaryota, Viridiplantae, Streptophyta, Magnoliopsida, Myrtales, Myrtaceae. The coding region runs from base 212 to 1891 and encodes 559 amino acids.
UCAGUCACGUCUAUAAGUUGUAAAGAUCACCCUCUCUUCAAGAGCACCAACGCUAGCCAAGAGCUCCAAACUCUACCCGGGAAGAAGAGAAGAGAACUCAUCAAGCUCUUCUGGAAAUUAAUAUUUCCUUUUGUCGACACCAUCUCUUGAUCUUCAUCGUCGUCGUUGUCGUCGUCCGAGAGAGAGAGAGAGAGAGAGAGAGAGAGAGAGAAUGGAAAGACCCUUCAAAGAGCGGACCUUGCAGAAGACGUCGACGUGGAGUGUGGCGGUCGUGUGCGUCGUCUUGCUCGCCAUCUCCAUCUUCAUCGAACAUAUCAUUCACCUCUUGGGCAAGUGGCUGAAGAAUAGACGCAAGCCAGCACUUUUUGAAGCCCUUGAAGUGGUUAAAAAUGAGCUCAUGCUUCUGGGGUUCAUAUCCUUGCUCCUCACUGUGUUUCAAGAACACAUUGCGGGCAUCUGCAUUUCGGAAAAUAUCGCAUACACGUGGCUUCCUUGUAGCGAGGAGGAGCUGAGCAAGAUUUAUCCUAACGGAAGGAGACUCCUCGACUUUUCCGCCGGGCCCAUCUCUCGCCGGAGUUUGGCCACUAAGGGAUAUGACAAAUGCACGGAAGAAGAGGGGAAGGUUGCGUUUGUUACAGCAUACGGGAUACACCAGCUCCACAUCUUCAUCUUUGUCUUAGCCAUUUUCCAUGUGCUCUACGGCAUUACGACUUUGGCUCUCGGCACCUUUAAGAUGAGAAAGUGGAAAGUGUGGGAAAAUGAGACAAAGACAACUGAAUACCAAUUCUACAAUGAUCCAGAGAGGUUCAGGUUCGCAAGAGAUACAUCAUUCGGGAGAAGACACUUGAGCUUUUGGAGCCGCUCACCAAUUUCCCUCUGGAUUGUGUGCUUCUUCAGACAAUUCCUUGGAUCAGUCACAAAGGUUGAUUACAUGGUACUGAGGCAUGGCUUUAUCAUGGCGCAUUUAGCACCCGAAAAUGCACCCAGCUUUGACUUCCAGAAUUACAUCUCCAGGUCACUCGACGAGGAUUUCAAAGUGGUUGUUGGGAUAAGUCCUACUAUAUGGUUCACUGCAGUGUUGUUCCUGCUGUCCAAUACACAUGGAUGGUACUCUUACAUGUGGUUGCCAUUCAUUUCUUUGAUAAUAAUACUGAUGGUAGGAACCAAGCUACAAGUCAUUAUCACAGAAAUGGGACUAAGAAUUCAAGAGAGAGGGGAUGUGGUCAAGGGUACACCACUGGUUCAGCCAGGCGACGAGCUUUUCUGGUUCGGUCGGCCACGCUUCAUCCUCUUUUUAAUUCACUUUGUCCUAUUUCAGAAUGCUUUUCAACUAGCUUUCUUCGCCUGGAGCACAUGGCAAUUCAAGGUGCAGAAUUGCUUCCACUACAAGCCUGAAGAAAUCAUCAUCAGAAUUGCAAUGGGGGUCAUCAUACAGAUUUUGUGCAGUUAUGUGACCUUGCCACUCUACGCCUUAGUAACCCAGAUGGGAUCCACCAUGAAACCCACCAUCUUCCAUGAUCGAGUGGCAACAGCAUUGAGGCACUGGCACCAUGGUGCAAGGAGGCAUGUCAGGCACAGCCAACACUCAAAUAACCCAACACCCUCUGGAACCGCACCAGCAACUCCAGAGCAUGGCUCGUCACCUAUCCAUCUCCUGCACCACUGCCGACAGAGGAGCCUCGAUAGCCCUGUCACUUCUCCAAGGAAAUCUGAUGGUGAAAAUGAACAGUGGGCAGUCAUAGGCUUGCAAUCCCCACAGAACCAGGGAAUUGAUAGCAGGCAUUUGGAUACCACAGGACAAGAGGGAUCGACCCAACAACCAAACUCGACUAGUAAUCAACAUGAAAUCGACAUAACACUAUCUGAUUUCUCAUUUCAGAAGCAUUCUUAGUGGUGUUGAUUGAUAGUUAGCUGCAAUGCAUCUUACUCAGAGGUUUGUACACAUUUGUACAUGAGAGCUACCGUGAAAGGAUGUUUAAAAAAUACGUCAAGUGGAUACGCCACGGUUAAUCAUUCUGUAAGAGUUCAUUGAUUAUACAUUUGUAGUUUCUAUACUGAUUCUGUCAGAAAAAUUAUGUGCGACUUUGGGAGCAUUCUUCUC